AUGCCGUUGGUGGACUAUAUAUCAAAUGAGGAAGCAGAGCUUAUGCGUGUUGCUAACGCUUCUUCGCAGCGGAGGAGAUCUUCUGUUGUGUCCAUGGAGUCUGGAAAGACAAAAUAUAUGCCGCCUUGGACUACUCCCUAUAUUAUCGGUAUAGGUGGUACUUCUGGGUCUGGCAAGACUAGUGUUGCUAGUAAAUUGGUCUCAGAAAUCGAUGUUCCUUGGACGGUAUUGAUCUCCCUGGACAACUUUUAUAAGCCCUUGGAUAAAGCUCAACGGAAGAGGGCCUUUGAAAAUAAUUACGAUUUUGAUGAACCAGAAGCUGUGGAUCUGGAUUUAGCAUAUCGAUGCAUUCUUGCUUUGAAGGAAGGUAAGAAAACUGAGAUUCCUGUUUACAGUUUUGUUCACCAUAAUCGAGUCCCAGAUAAAAACAUCACCAUAUAUGGAGCAAGUGUAAUUGUCAUCGAAGGUAUCUAUGCUUUAUACGAUAAGAGAUUAUUAGAUUUGAUGGAUUUGAAAAUAUACGUCGAUGCAGACUUGGAUAUUUGCUUGGCGAGAAGAUUAUCAAGAGAUAUCAUCACUAGAGGUAGAGACUUAAGUGGUUGUAUUCAACAAUGGGAAAGAUUUGUCAAACCAGACGCUGAUAAAUAUGUUAAACCAACUAUGAAGAAUGCUAAUGCCAUUAUCCCUUCAAUGGCUGAUAACCAGGUAGCUAUAAAAUUACUAAUCAACCAUAUUAAAUCUAAAUUAAAACUAAAGUCAGAGGAACAUGUUGAAAAAUUACUGAAAUUAGGUGGACUCGAGUCUAAGGAUUCGAAACCUUUAUCAUAUUACAAGAAUAUUUUUCAAAUACCAGCUACUAACCAAGUUAAAGCAUUGAGAACAAUGUUAUUAGAUAAGAAUUUGAGUAGAGACGACUUCGUUUUUUAUUUUGACCGUGUUGCCACUAUUUUACUAUCAAGUGCAUUAAAUAAUAUCAAUAUCCAAUCUAGAGUUACUAUAGAGACUCCGGAAGGUCACCAUGAAAAAAAUAUGAUCAGAUGCGACUUUGAUUCUGUUAUUGCAGUUAAUAUUAUCCGUUCUGGUGACUGCUUUAUGAGUUCCUUGAAAAAUACUAUUCCAAGCAUAGCGAUCGGUAAGCUCCUAAUCCAAUCAGACUCACAAACUGGCGAACCUCAACUGCACGCUGAAUUUCUUCCUCCAAAUAUUCAUCUAUGUAAUUCCGUCCUGCUAAUGGAGGCUCAUGUCAUUACAGGAGCCAAUGCCAUCAUGGCAAUUCAAGUGUUAUUAGAUAACGAUAUUUCUUUAAAGAAUAUCAAGUUAGUCGUUUACAUGGCCACAGAAGUUGGUAUCAGACGUAUCUUAAAUGCAUUUGGCUCUAGUAUUCAAAUUUAUGUUAAUUUCAUUAUUUCAAAUGAAAAAAUUAAAAGUGGUAACCAUAAUUGGGCAGUCACUAAGUUUAUUGACACAAAAUAUUUCGGUUGCAACUAA
Messenger RNA from Tetrapisispora phaffii CBS 4417, 1488 nucleotides. It is a transcript of the gene URK1, whose product is annotated as uridine kinase URK1. The coding region runs from base 1 to 1488 and encodes 495 amino acids. Gene Ontology annotation, molecular function: ATP binding; kinase activity. The transcript has a single exon. Lineage: Eukaryota; Fungi; Ascomycota; Saccharomycetes; Saccharomycetales; Saccharomycetaceae. Gene Ontology annotation, cellular component: cytoplasm. The record is from RefSeq and is a predicted model, not a curated record.